CAUUGGAACCCUUUUGCUAUAAUUAUUUUCCAUCUGACCAGAACCUCAAAGCCUGCAACAUAAUUUUCUUUUGAAGUCUUCUCAAUACCUUGCGGCUUUUAGUCAACUAGCAAAUUUCAUGCGAGUUCUUCAGGACGAAAAGUAUCAUUUCUAAUUUUCAAUACAAGAUGUCGCGCCACAAGAACGUCAGAAAUCUUGAUCUCGAUGAUGAAUUGGAUGAUUUUGACGGUGGAGAUGAUUACGGUUAUGAGGAGGAGGAAGCCGCGGAAGGUACGAGGAGCAAUUUAUAUACUUGAUUGCUUCCCCGCAGACACUGGCUAACCUGCAUUGAAAGGACUGAGCGAGGAAGAUCAAGAACAAAUGCGACAAGGAACGAUUAAAGUUCGAGAAGCUUUACCUUCCGGUACAAGCAAGAUCACAGAGAAACAAAUACAAGAGGCCUUGUGGCAUUACUAUUAUGAUGUAGAGAAGUCGGUAAAAUACUUGGUAAACACAUAUCUUCCAAAAGUGCCCAAGAAAGUUGCAGGAAACAAAAGUUCUGGUAAGUCAAUUUCGUUUUGUCUUCAAAUUUUUCUUUUUGUCGCGAAAGAAUUGGAUACACAUACUUGGACCGGAGGUGGGUUCCUCGUCUUACCCUUAAUUUUUCUUUUUUCCGACGUAACUCUGGCUAACACAGAUGAUAGAGUGUUACAUUGGGGUCUCUUCUUCCCAGACAUAUACCACUACAUCAUCCGCCAAGAACUUCUUUGCCAAUAUCCCAUGGUUUAACCUACCUCCGGAACGUGUUGCGAUUUUUACACCUCCAUCACAACAUCCAGGCGGGCUUUUGGGAGGUUCUUCGGAGGGAACUCCAAAAAUGUCGAAGUUGCAGGCUCUAGCGGCGGCACGCAGGAAGAAGGCACAAGACCAGCAGAGUUUGGUCUCGGAAGUUGAAAAGCCCAUGGCCAAUCUCUCUCUGAACAAAACUGGGGAUGAUAGCGCAACAGAACUUCACGACAACAAAUCUAUCAGCAGUAGCGGUGACUCUUUAUCUAAAGACGCGAAGCACGGUGGAUCCCCGUUCAGGAAGCGCAAAGAUUCCAAUCCCCACGAAAAAGUUCUUAAGCCGCAACCUACCUCUAGGAACCAUCAGACAAAGAUUGUGCCCCCAGUUGAAUCUUCCCCCGUCUAUCAGGCCAGCCCAUCUGCAUUCGCUAGUACCAUGUUCCAAACUGCAAGCGUAACACCAAGGCCUCGGCCGGAGAACAAUUUUACCAUGCCGUACACUUCAGAAGUCCUGAACACACCAGCUAACCCUUUUGCAGGACCUAGUCCAGACGACGUUGUCAUAGCAGCGCAGUCGAAAGGUUCGGUACUUUCUGCGACAUCAAAGAAGUAAAACUGAUCAUAUAGCAGCCGGUGGUAAAGAACGAAAAGGAACAUCAAAGGAAUCGCCAAAGGAAUCACGGGGCUCCAAUGGUGUUGAUUCGUCUAAAGUUGAUGAUGUGCCAAGAGCAACGAGCAAAAAUUUAGAUGUUCUAGCAGAGUUCGAGAAAACCAAAAGUAAAAAUGCUGCGAAUUUUGUAGUUAUAGGUAUACCAAUACGAGCAAAUUAUUGCUUUAUUUUCUAACCUUGACAGGUCAUGUUGACGCCGGAAAAAGCACUUUAAUGGGUCGUCUGCUUUAUGACUUGAAGGUAGUAGAUCAAAGAACAAUAGACCGGUAUCGCAAGGAGGCAGAAAAAAUGGGGAAGUCAUCAUUCGCUCUUGCUUGGGUUCUGGACCAAGGAACGGAGGAACGAAGUAGAGGCGUGACGAUUGAUAUUGCGAUGAACAAGUUCGAGACCGAAAAGACAGUCUUCACCAUUCUUGAUGCUCCUGGUCAUCGCGAUUUCAUUCCAAACAUGAUUGCUGGAGCAAGUCAGGCAGAUUUUGCUGUGUUGGUAAUUGAUGCUAGUACCGGAUCUUUCGAAUCAGGAUUAAAGGGUCAGACAAAAGAGCAUGCACUAUUAGUCCGAAGUAUGGGUGUCCAAAGAAUCAUUAUAACAGUCAACAAACUCGAUACUGUCACUUGGUCACGGGAACGCUUUGACGAGAUCUCGCAACAAGUUUCUGCCUUCCUUAUGGCAGCUGGCUUUCAAGAAAAGAACAUCAAAUUCAUACCGUGCUCUGGACUUAACGGUGACAACAUCGUCAGGAAAUCGACGGAGCAAGAUGCGGCAUGGUAUACUGGACCAACUCUUGUAGAAGAGCUUGAUAAUUCUGAGCCCGUAGCCAGAGCCUUGAACAAGCCUCUGCGGCUAACAAUUGGCGAUGUAUUCCGCGGCGGUGUGCAAAAUCCAUUAAGUAUUUCCGGACGUAUCGAAGCUGGAUCUCUCCAAGUUGGAGACCCAGUCCUUGCACAACCUAGCAAUCAGAAGUGUUUUGUCAAAGGACUUGAAGUCGACAACGAAACUGUAGAUUGGGCAGUCGCUGGUCAAAAUAUCACAAUGCAUCUGAGUGAUAUUGAUCCUAUUCAUCUCAAGAUCGGCGAUGUCCUCUGCUUACCCAGUCAACCUAUAAGUAACAUCAAAAUUUUUACAGCAAAGGUGUUGGCGUUUGAGUUCUUGACACCGAUGCAUGUGGAUGUUCAUAGAGGAAGAUUACAUACUGCGGGUAAAAUCAAGGAGAUUGUGGCAGUGCUAGAUAAAGGGACGGGACAGCCCAUUGGUAAGAAAAAGCCGAGGAUUAUUAAACCGGCGCAGGUGGCUAGGGUGGUGGUUGAGUUGGAGACGUCGGUGCCGUUGGAGGCGCCCACGAGAGUUAUUUUGAGGAGUGAUGGAGUUACGGUUGCGGCAGGGUUGUUGGAGUAGAGUGGCGGGUUUUGAGGACUGGCGGGAGAUAGAGUGAGUGAGUGGUUUGAUACCCGAAUGAGCUUGGGAUAUGUUGAGGGUAUGGGAUAUAAUGUAUAUGACUCAAGGCCAUAGUAGGAGAAAUUUCGCUGCCCUUUGGAUCUUUGUGAAAAUGCGAAAUCAAGAAUACUAUAUAUAAUUGAUAGUUUUUUAUGGAUGAAAUAUGAUGUUUU
Molecule: messenger RNA, 3042 nt
Organism: Sclerotinia trifoliorum
Lineage: Eukaryota; Fungi; Ascomycota; Leotiomycetes; Helotiales; Sclerotiniaceae
Source: the annotation of a GenBank genome assembly